Messenger RNA from Brassica napus (rape), 2862 nucleotides. RefSeq names its product ubiquitin carboxyl-terminal hydrolase 23-like. The annotation marks the transcript as partial. Gene Ontology annotation, cellular component: nucleus; cytosol. Gene Ontology annotation, biological process: protein deubiquitination. The transcript is spliced from 9 exons. NCBI's taxonomy places the organism in Eukaryota, Viridiplantae, Streptophyta, Magnoliopsida, Brassicales, Brassicaceae. Gene Ontology annotation, molecular function: cysteine-type deubiquitinase activity; cysteine-type endopeptidase activity. The record is from RefSeq and is a predicted model, not a curated record.
AAUGAUCCAAGACGGAUCGGGAUCCGCCGAGUAACUGAUCUUUCGCCGCUUCAACCGUCUUCCGCUAGGAAACCCUUCAACGGCUUCUCUAACAAGGGCUCCGAUUUCAAGAUGGAGACUUUGAAUCCCUCCUCUGCUAACAAGCGAGCCUUCUCCUCUCCCUCAUCUAAAAGGUCUGAUGGGUCUGAUCCGUUGGAACAUGGGUUGGAUCGGGAGCUUACUUUUAACAGAACCAUCCGCAAAAUCGGUGCGGGUCUGGAGAAUCUCGGGAAUACAUGUUUUCUCAAUUCGGUAGUGCAGUGUUUGACUUACACCGAGCCUUUAGCUGCUUACCUGCAAGAUGUUGGCCAUGGGAGACGAUGUCAUAUGGCUGGGUUCUGUGCUUUAUGUGCAAUGCAGAAGCAUGUCAGGCUUGCUCUUCAAGCUAGUGGCAAAAUAGUAGCACCUAAAUAUUUGGUCUCGAACUUGCGAUGCGUAUCACGAAACUUCAGAAACUGUCGGCAGGAAGAUGCACAUGAAUACAUGAUCAACUUGCUGGAGUGCAUGCACAGGUGUUGUCUGCCUUCUGGUGUACCAAGUGAAUCCUCUGAUGCUUACAGGAGCAGCUUGGUUCACAAAAUAUUCGGUGGUAGCCUCCGUAGUCGGGUGAAAUGCGCUCAAUGUUCACAUUGCUCGGACAAGUUUGAUCCGUUUCUUGACCUUAGUCUAGACAUUUCGAAGGCAGAUUCACUGCAGAGAGCGCUUUCACGCUUCACCGCUGUUGAGCUCUUAGAUGAUGGUGCGAAGAUUUACCAGUGUGAAAGAUGCAAGCAGAAGGUUAGGGCUGAGAAACAGAUGACUGUUUCUAAAGCACCUUAUGUCCUAACUGUACAUCUCAAACGGUUCGAAGCGCAUAGAUCCGAAAAAAUCGACAAGAAAGUCCAGUUUGCCUCUGCAGUUGACAUGAAACCUUUUGUCAGUGGUCCCUAUGCAGGCAAUUUGAAGUACACUCUAUAUGGUGUUUUGGUUCAUUAUGGUCGAAGUAGCCAUUCUGGUCACUACGCCUGCUUUGUUCGCACUUCAAGUGGCAUGUGGUAUUCCCUUGAUGACAACAGGGUUUCCAAAGUUAGUGAGAAGACUGUGUUCAAUCAGAAGGCGUAUAUGCUAUUCUAUGUCCGUGAUAGACAAAACCCAGCCCCAAAGAACACGGUUGCCGUGGUUAAUAAAGAGACUCCCAGAGAGAGCCUUGCCACAAACAGAGCUUCUUUGAAUAUAUUUUCUAGCAGAAAUGAUCAAGUGAAUAGCUCAGCAGCCAUGAAACCAUGUAGUUUAAAGGCUCCUGUUGCCAAUGGUAUAUCACCCUUGAGAUCAUGUGAGAAAGGUGCUCCUACUGUCUUGACCCAGAAAGAUUUGAAUGCUAAAGAGACUCAGAACGAUGCCCCAAGCAUUGUAGAGGCGAAAGAGAUACUAAAGAGGGAAAAUGGUACAGAACCAUUAGAACCAUGUGCUAAAGGUGCUCCUGCUGUCUUGGCCCAAAAAGAUUUAAAUAAAGAACUUCCGAGCAGUGCGGAGGUGAAAGAGAUCCCUAAGAGGGAAAAUGGUUCAGCACCCUUGAAACCAUGUGAUCUACUUGCUCCUUCUCUCUUAACUCAGAAAGAUUUAAAUACCAAAGAGACCCUUCAGAAGGAAGCGCCACUUCCACAGGCUAAUGGAGAUGUAUCUUUGGUAAAGGAGAGUUCCAGGGCUGCAUGUGCAAUAUUACUAGGGAAGGAUUCACCUAUUAAAGAAGCUGUUGAUGUUAAUCAGACCUUGGGACAUCAGUUGGAGGAGUCUGCCACUUCCAUUAAGUCAGUGAAAGCAAGUUCUGAUGAGGGGACUCUCACCACACCAAGAAAAACUCGCAAGGGUAGCAUGAAAACCCUGAAGGUGGGAUUCAAAUCUUUUAAGCUGACCUUGGGCGUACGCAAAAAGAAGAAACAGAAAAAGAGAAGACCAAGUGCUGUUAAGGUUGAUUCGGAGGUCUUAUCCAGUAAAAGAGCUACAGAUCAAGAGCGUUCCACUCCACAGAUAACUAGCGAUGUUGCUUCUUCUGGCUCGGGUUGCUUGCAUGGGAAGGAUAACAGUGUCAAUCUCCAUGAUGAAAAGAUAAGGAGUCGUAAUGGGAAUAUGUUGCUUGGAUCUCCAGCCGUAGAGCUCAAGGAGAGAAGUAAUCAAAAUGGUGCCGUUCUUGCGUCAGACCAAGAGCAAACGUGGAAGAGCUCUGACAUGUCUGAAGCAAGCCAAAACGCCAAAAGAAAGAGAGAGAGCGCAAAAGAAGAACAAAACUCUUCACAGAAAGAACAGGUGACCAUUCUCACACGUGGUUUGCCAGAGACAGUGGUUGCCAAACGGGAUGAGGAAGUUUCAGCUUCUAGGAAGAUGGGAAAGAGUGAAAGCACUAGAAUUGGAUAUGUAGCAGAUGAAUGGGAUGAAGAAUAUGAUAAAGGGAAGAAAAAGAAGAUAAGGACGAAAGAGGAGGAGAUGUAUGCAGUGCCGAACCCGUUCCAGUUGUUUGCACCGAAGAAACAACAAACAGAUACAAAGAAGAAAUGGACAAAACGCAUGAACACUGCAAAGACAGGCUUCCGGAUAUGAUGAAUAAGUGAGACCAUCCAUAAUCUAUUUAAAAAAAAAUUGUAAUCCACAUGUUGCUGCUGUAUUUGCCUUGAGAGUAGUAGUAAUGUUAACAAGAGAGGUAAAGAGAGACCACUAGACGUUGUUUUCAUCUCUUCUCCUCUCAGUUUUGUUCUCUGUGAUAAACAAAGAAUCACACAUCCUCCUCCUCAUUAAUCUCUUGCCUUGUAUUCUCUCUUUUUGCUCCACCAAUAAUAAUACGCUUGUUCA